This is a messenger RNA of Penicillium robsamsonii, 1392 nucleotides long. RefSeq lists its product as uncharacterized. The transcript has a single exon. The coding region runs from base 1 to 1392 and encodes 463 amino acids. NCBI's taxonomy places the organism in Eukaryota, Fungi, Ascomycota, Eurotiomycetes, Eurotiales, Aspergillaceae. The record is from RefSeq and is a predicted model, not a curated record.
AUGUCGACCCAAUCUCCUCAUCCUCCGACUCCCAAGGGUUCGCGCAACAACCGUCGCCCUCAGAAGAAGAAUAUGACCCCUCACGCCCCGAAACCGGCGCUCCUCUCUACUCCUCCAUCAUCCCCGCCGCAUAACAUGACCCCGGGACUCAUCCAGGUGGAUUCCUUAAACAACUUCAACUCUUCCAAGAAGAAGCCUCUGCGCUCAGGGAAGAAGCCGCGAGACAACAAAGCUUCACCUGCCCCGCACUCUGGAUAUCACAGUAACGGGUACAACAAUGGUCCCCGAUACACACCAACCCACCCCGCCGUCACCUCUCCUCAGACAAAGCCGAGCGCUGCCUAUGCCGGACCGACAUUCCACGCAUCGCCUGCGCCAUCAGCUCUACCCAUCCCUAGCUUUUUCUCCAAGUCAGCUCCUGAUGCCAAUCUGGUCCCGCCCAUCGAGACCGAUAGUGACGAUGCGGUGGACCCCGAACUAGAGGUGACUCCAUCCAAACCUCGCAACCGCAACAACCCACCCAAGGCUGAGGAGCACAAGCCUUCCCCUCUCGACUUCCUCUUCAAGGCUGCUGUGCAAGCCAGAGAUCAGAAGUCCACGAGCAGCCCUGAGGUGAACAAGGUCCUUCAGUCUCCCCAGACUGAACCCAGGACUUCGCGCCCCAAUCCUGAUGGCAUGUUUGCAUUUGAAAUGGGAAACUCCGACUACUCUCGCAACUCAAACAUUGGUCCUUCUUUCGCCCCUUCUUACCAGGAUCGUAUGAAUGCGCUGCGGCCCUCCAGUACCCCUCAGUCCUCUGACAUGACUGAAGAAGAGCGACGAAUUAAGACCGAGGAGUUGAAGCAGCUGUUGCUCAACCCACCCCCACAGAAGCCACCUUCCUCGGCUUAUGCCUCGCAUGAAUACGCUGGGUCCUUUGGGCCCCGUCCUUCCAAUGUGCCUCCCUACGCCACACCUAUGCGAACCUCGUCUGGUCCUCAGUUGACCAUGUCUCAUGGUUCAUUUUCUCCCCACCAGCUGCAACAGCAGCAGAUUCCUCAGAACACCGGACCGCCUCGCUAUCCAUACCCCGCCCACUCUCACUCGCCCCUGCGCCGUGAGGUUGAGAUGGUCCCGCCCCCUUCGAUGCCUCAGUAUCGUGGCCCCCCCUCAAAUGGCGCAUCGAACCGAGCUUCACCGGCGCCAUAUGGUAAUCCGUACAUAGCAACCCCCCAGUAUCAGCGGAAUGGCUAUGCUUCGCCCCAACCAAGCCAUGCGUCGGCUUCAUUCCAAAUGCCCGUGACCUCGCCAUCUCCUUCCCGGGUGGUGGACACCCGGCAAAUCGAGAAUGAUAUUCGUCGGGUUCUCAAGCUUGAUACCUCGGGCCCUCGGGUCACUCAGAGCUCCGCGUAG